UUAGGUUACAGCAAGGACGUCGCUUCAAUAGUUUAAAAAGCGCAUUUCAAUAUUGUUCCAAUGAGGAGAAAUCGAGAUUCGUAAAAGAGGCAACAAAAUAUAGAAAAUGAGAGAAAUCAUACAUCUCCAGGUUGGCCAGUGCGGAAAUCAGAUCGGUACUAAGUUCUGGGAGGUCAUCUCUGAUGAGCAUGGUGUUGACUCAACUGGCGCCUACCAUGGUGACUCCGACCUCCAGCUUGAGAGAAUAAAUGUCUACUACAAUGAAGCAUCCAGUGGAAAUUAUGUACCACGUGCCAUAAUGGUGGACCUUGAACCUGGCACAAUGGACUCUGUCAGAUCCGGGCCUUUCGGUCAAAUUUUCACACCUGACAACUUCGUUUUUGGUCACAGUGGAGCUGGCAACAACUGGGCUAAGGGUCACUACACUGAAGGUGCUGAGCUCGUUGAUUCUGUGUUGGAUGUUGUAAGGAAAGAAGCGGAAAGAUGUGACUGUCUGCAGGGUUUCCAGAUGACCCACUCAUUGGGAGGUGGAACUGGUUCUGGCUUGGGCACAUUGCUUCUUUACAAGAUCAGAGAGGAAUACCCAGAUAGGAUAAUGAACACAUUCUCUAUUAUACCUACACCAAAAGUUUCAGACACUGUUGUUGAACCUUACAAUGCAACAUUGUCUGUCCAUAAGCUGAUUGAGGCAACGGAUGUAACAUGCUGCAUUGACAAUGAGGCCCUCUUUGAUAUUUGCUUCAGGACACUGAAACUGAUGACUCCCACAUAUAGUGAUCUGAACCAUCUAAUAUCCCUCACAAUGUCUGGUGUGACCACUUGCCUCAGGUUCCCGGGUCAACUGAAUUCUGAUCUCCGUAAACUUGCUGUCACUAUGGUCCCAUUCUCACGUCUACACUUCUUCAUGCCGGGUUUCGCUCCUCUCACCUCCCGUGGUAGUCAACAGUACCAAGCUCUCACCGUACCUGAACUGACUCGACAAAUGUUUGAUGCAAAGAAUAUGAUGGCUGCCUGUGACCCAAGGCAUGGACGUUACCUCACAGCUGCUUCUAUCUUCCGAGGACGCAUGUCCAUGAAGGAAGUUGAUGAACAGAUGUUGAACAUUCAGAACAAGAACAGCAGCUACUUCGUUGAGUGGAUCCCAAACAAUGUGCAAACCGCUGUGUGUGAUAUUCCACCCAGAGGACUCAAAAUGUCUGCAACCUUCAUUGGUAACACCACUGCCAUCCAGGAGGUGUUCAAGCGUAUCUCAGAGCAGUUCACAGCCAUGUUCAAUCGCAAGGCUUUCUUGCACUGGUAUACAGGUGAAGGCAUGGAUGAAAUGGAAUUCACUGAAGCAGAAUCAGACAUGAAUGACCUGAUGUCUGAGUACCAGCAGUACCAGGAUAACAUUUUCAAUGUGUACACAGAGCCUGACGAGGAGCUAGAAUUUGAUGUUGAGGACAUGGAUAAAAUUUGAUUCACAGAAGCCGAAUUAAACAUACUCAAAUGAGUACCAACAGAACUACCAGACAGAUGUCAGUAUGGACGGAGAGUUUGACGAGUAGCAGAAAGUUGAGGUUGAAAAUGACAAUUAAACAGCUAGAAUGUCAUUUUUUGCUUUGUUAUAAUACUUUGUUCUCUCUCUCUCUCAUUCCAAAUUUAUUGCUGCAUUAAUGAUUUUCAGUCAGAAUAAUGCAGUGAUAUUGCUUGCGCUGAACGGAUAGAAAAUUUGUGUAUAAUAUUUGAAAUAUUCUGAAUGAUAUACCAUAUUUGUUGGAAGAAUAUUGUGUGACUGAAAAUGGAUAUGCUCCACUAAUGGGAAUGUUGGAGUUGAUUUGUUUGCUUAGGAUUAUUUGUUUUUUUCCUUUGUAAUUGUCUCCCUAUUCAUUUAUAAAUUUGUAU
This is a messenger RNA of Cryptotermes secundus, 1884 nucleotides long. RefSeq names its product tubulin beta chain. Bases 107 to 1459 code for a protein of 450 amino acids. Gene Ontology annotation, biological process: mitotic cell cycle; microtubule cytoskeleton organization. The transcript is spliced from 2 exons. The record is from RefSeq and is a predicted model, not a curated record. Gene Ontology annotation, cellular component: cytoplasm; microtubule. Gene Ontology annotation, molecular function: GTP binding; GTPase activity; structural constituent of cytoskeleton. NCBI's taxonomy places the organism in Eukaryota, Metazoa, Arthropoda, Insecta, Blattodea, Kalotermitidae.